This is a messenger RNA of Bacidia gigantensis, 4740 nucleotides long. RefSeq lists its product as uncharacterized. Gene Ontology annotation, cellular component: membrane. Lineage: Eukaryota; Fungi; Ascomycota; Lecanoromycetes; Lecanorales; Ramalinaceae. Gene Ontology annotation, biological process: potassium ion transmembrane transport. The transcript is spliced from 8 exons. The coding region runs from base 1 to 4740 and encodes 1579 amino acids. The record is from RefSeq and is a predicted model, not a curated record. Gene Ontology annotation, molecular function: potassium ion transmembrane transporter activity; oxidoreductase activity; hydrolase activity.
AUGACCCCGGUACCAGACGAGACCAGAGCGACCAAAUAUGACCACGUCACGAACGAAGGGCGCGAUCGUAUCACGUUCGCUCCAGAAACCACAAUUCCACCUCCUGGUCCCAAACGGACGAGAACUGGGGAGACAAUCGCAUCGAUAUCGAUGCUGCAAGAAAAGCACCCAUCGAGCCUGACGAAGCAGACUUCUAUCGCAGAGGAGAAGAUGGAGCUCGACGACAUUGAUGGCAAUGGCAGUGACGAGAGAGAUUUCAAGAAGAGGCAGGAGUUUAGGGGUCGAAAUCUCUUCUGGUUGUCAUAUCAAUCUAUAGGUAUCAUCUACGGCGACAUUGGCACCUCACCUCUCUACGUUUUCAGCUCAACUUUCACAUCGGGAGAACCAUCGUACGACGACCUACUCGGCUCACUAUCCCUGAUCCUAUGGUCACUGACAUUAAUCGUGACUUUGAAGUAUGCCCUGAUUGUGCUGGAAGCUGAUGACGAGGGAGAGGGUGGCACGUUCGCAGUUUAUAGUCUGCUCUCGCGCUUUAAUGCGCAGUCGUUGAUGCGCGAACAGGCGAAGAUCGUGGAUCGUGACCCAAGGGAGGCGUCGAGGAUAAAGAUGGAGCGCAUCGACUCGAACGUAUUGAAGCCGUCGAACAAAGCGACGAGAAAGUUCCUGGAGAACAGUACCACUCUCAAGAUCUUUCUGAAAGUCCUUGGUGUCUUCGGCGUCUCGCUCGUUAUGUCAGAUGGCGUCUUGACACCUGCCCAAUCCGUGCUGGGAGCGAUUCAAGGCCUUCAAGUCGUCGACGAGAACAUCUCUUCAAGCACCAUCAUCGGCGUGUCUUGCACAAUCCUGAUCCUCCUGUUCCUGCUUCAACCGCUCGGCACAUCAAAGGUCGCCAGCCUGUUCGCGCCCAUCGUCAUCAUCUGGCUCCUCUUCAACUUCUGCUUCGGCAUCUACAACCUCGCCAUGUUCGACCACUCGGUUCUGAAAGCCUUCUCGCCCUACUUCGCCGGCGCAUUCUUCGUGCGCAACAAGACUGAAGGCUGGAAAAUGCUUGGCGGCAUCUUGCUCGCGUUCACUGGUGUCGAGGCUCUGUUCGCCGAUCUUGGAGCCCUCUCGAAGCGCAGUAUCAGGAUCAGCUGGAUCGCGUUCGGCUGGCCGUGCUUGAUGAUGGCAUACGUUGGGCAGGCCGCGUACAUUUCCCGCAAUAAAGGGGCUUACUCGCUGCCGUUCUUCAACACGGUUCCUCCAGGGAUGUUUUAUCCAAGCUUGGUGAUUGCGAUAUUGGCUGCGAUUGUCGCUAGCCAGACGAUGAUUACGGCGACCUUCCAAUUGAUGAGCCAGAUCGUGAAGCUUUCAUACUUUCCACAGAUCAAGGUCGUUCACACCAGUAAGAUAUUUCAUCAGCAGAUAUAUGUACCUUCCGUCAAUUGGUUGCUGAUGGUUGGAACUAUCUGCGUAACCGCGGCGUACAGUAACGUGAGUGCAUCUGCUGCGACUAUCCGUAAGAUGUGGGGCUUACCGGUGUGGCUCAUCGUUGCCGCAUCUCUCAUUUUCCUCACCCUCGACGGCUUGUACCUUUCUUCCGCGCUCACCAAGGUUCCGCAUGGCGCAUGGUUCACCCUCUGUCUUGCUGCUCUGCUCAGCAGCAUUUUUGUUCUCUGGCGCUUCGGCAAGGAGAUCCAAUGGAAAGCAGAAACCUCGGACAAAGUCUCCACCAAAGACCUGGUGACGGCAACGACGGAUGGCAACACUGGCCUGGGCCUCAGGCUGUGGGGCGGAAGUCGAGAGAAUGUAGGGCUCAAGGGCGUGGUGCCUGUUGAGCGCUUACGGGGCAUCGGCAUUUUUUUCGACAAGACCGGAGAUCCUGCGAGCGCACCUGCAGUCUUCGUGCAUUUCCUGUCGAAGUUCCGCGCUAUGCCAGCCGUGACGGUCUUCCUCCAUAUACGUCCGCUUUCGCUUCCAACAGUGGCACCAGAAGACCGAUUCAGCGUCAGCAGAGUCAAAGUCCACUCUGCGUGGAAUGACCAGAGUACGGUGGUGAACGGGUCAUCAGGCCAGGAAGACAUCUUCUACGUCAUACUGCGACAUGGGUACACAGACGAAGUCAUCGGGCGUAACUUGGGCUUGAUCAUCUACGAAGAGCUGCGCAAGUAUGUUAUUCGCAAAGCUGCAUCCGUUCCUCCAGGCGGAGAAACCCAGAUUGAGUCUCCGAGUGGAUCAGCUACCCCCGUAAACCAACUCUCAGAAAACGUCCCAGUCCCUCUGUCACCAAGAGCUAAGCUUUAUCGUCAGACAUCGGUCCGCCAUCUUCUCGCAGCAUUGCAGGAGACGUAUGAGGAACAGGUCAUCUACAUGAUCGGGAAGGAACAGAUGCGCUUGUUGCCAACGUCUGGCUACCAUUCCAACAGCAUGCAAACGAUUGCACUCACCAAGUAUAACACUCGAAGCGCCCCCACUGCCUUGUUACAAUUCAUUAUACGACCUUUUGCGUCCCUAUUGACAGGGCCGGGCAAGCCGCUGCCAGCGGGCUCACCAAGACUGACACCCCCAUCAUCGACGACCAAGUCCUGCAAUGUGCAAGAGCGUAACAUUGACGAUGUCUGGGUCUACGAUAUCACUGCCAAACCGUCCCACACCUCCCUCCCAAACAAACCGACUACAGCAUCUCCAACACGCCGCAGAAUCUUUUACAUCGCAGGCGGCAGCCAACACGACCCUCCAUCCCCGGAUCACUGGCGCUUCGUCACAGCCCUCGCCCACAAACUCUCAAAUACCACCAUCAGCCUCUUGAGCCCCCCGCUGUCCCCUCACUCGCCAGCGCCCACGACGUUCCCGCACCUGACGAGACUUUUUCGAACGCUCCUCACCACAGCGCAUGAGGCGAGCGAGACGGUCAUAUUUGUCGGCGACUCUUCUGGUGCCAAUCUCGUGUUUACCGUGAUGUUGGAGGUGCUUCAAUCAUCGCCCGCGACGCCCGCGCCAGAGAGCAUCAUGAUGAUCUCGCCCGUCGUGGACCUCAGAUUCACUAACCCAGACAUCGCGAAAAUCCAAGCGAAGGAUCCUGUGCUGCGGCUGCAAAACUCAAAGAAGACUGCUGCUAUGUGGGCGAGUGCCUGGAGUCUAGAUGACACGCGGUUGUCGCCUGUUUUGGCGGACGUGGCGGUGCUCAGGGAGCGCGAUGUUAAGGUGCAUGGCGUUACGGGCGGGUCCUCUAUCUUGAACAACACACUGAACAGUGACUACGACAUGCUGCAAGUCUACCUCGAUCCCUGCACCGUCAACUGCAGGAAGGUCUUGGCUGGACUAAACUUGCUGGAUGCGAAAUUCAAUGUGAAAAACAUCAAUUACUUUACGGGCGAGCACAAGUCAGAGGAAUACCUAAAGGUCAAUCCAAAGGCAACUAUACCAGCUGCUGUUGACGGCGACCUGACUAUUACCGAAUCAAACGCUAUCUUGCAGUAUGUUGGGGACGUGAACGGUUCCUCAGCGUACGCAAAGGACCCAAAGACACGUGCAAAGAUCAAUAGUUGGCUGCUGUGGGACCAGGCAAAUUGGUUCCCAAGCAACUACGUCUAUCUUGUCGAAUAUGUUGUGAAGCCUCUUUUGAAAGCAGAGCCAGAUGAGAACACUAUCAAGACCGAAGCCGAAAAAUGGCAUAAGCUUGCUGGCAUAUUAGAUGCAACUCUUGCUAAGACAAAAUGGCUUGCAGGUCAUGAAGUGUCGAUUGCCGACAUUGCUAUUGCGGCACCCAUGCAUCUGCAUGAAGCCCAACGGCUCCCACUGGACGACCAUCCCAACCUCAAACGCUGGCUAAUUGAAGAUAUUGAGAAGUUACCAUGCUGGAAGAAGACUCAAGAGGCGGACGACACGGCGCUGUUGCCAUCUGCAAAGAGUGAGGCAACGACGAACGGCGAUUCCAACUCUCAAUCGGAAGUUCGCGCAACCUUUAACUACACUAAGGAAGUCGACAAACUCACUGAGCUCUAUUUCUACGACACCGAAGCAGCCAAAGACAUUCACGAGCCUGGCGACGAUCCACAUGAGAUGGCAGUGACUGACGGCUGGCACCGCGCCGACUCCUUCUCCGUAGACAAAGAAGGCUUCUCCCUCAACGACUUCAAGACAUCAUUCAGCAACUGGGAGGACGAAGAGGCCGUCAAAGCCAACUUCUACCCCGAAGUAGUGGAGUUUCUCAAAACAACCGUGGGAGCAAAGCGCGUCCUCGUCUUCGACCACACCAUCCGCACCAAAGCCAACGUCGCCAAGAAAAUCACCCAAGAGACCAACACCUCGCAGCGCGCCCCUGUGAUGCUCGUGCACUGCGACUACACCAGCGAGUCAGGCCCACUGCGCGUGCGCCAACUCUUACCUGACGAAGCAGACGACCUGCUGUCCCGCCGCGUGGCGUUCCUCAAUGUCUGGAAACCCAUCCACAACGUGGUCGAAGAGCGACCGCUGGCGAUGUGCGACGUCACGACCUCCCCGCCCGAAGACUUCUUCAAGCUGCAUCUGAGGUACCGCGAUCGUAAUGGCGAGAACUAUGUCAUGAAACACUCGCCGAAGCAUAAGUGGUGGUACUUUCCGAAGGUCACGCCCGAGCAGGUUAUCCUGUUGAAGACUUAUGAGUCGGAGCGAGAUGGUAGGGCUAGGUUUGUGAGUCAUAGUGCGUUUGAGGAUCCGACUAGCCCGGAGGAUGCGAAGACGAGGGAGAGCGUGGAGAUUAGGACUAUUGCGUUCUUUUAG